This is a messenger RNA of Glycine soja, 1510 nucleotides long. RefSeq lists its product as uncharacterized. The record is from RefSeq and is a predicted model, not a curated record. The coding region runs from base 52 to 825 and encodes 257 amino acids. The transcript has 8 exons. Gene Ontology annotation, molecular function: protein binding. NCBI's taxonomy places the organism in Eukaryota, Viridiplantae, Streptophyta, Magnoliopsida, Fabales, Fabaceae. Gene Ontology annotation, cellular component: chloroplast.
UCUAGCCAUAAAAUUUGGUGCCUCGCCUUACCUCACUUUCCGACCACAACCAUGUCAGCGUUCAUUUCCCACAACCUUAAACCCGGCGGCAUCAUGGUGUCCCCUUCUCUGCACCACCGUUCCUCAUUCCCUUUGCAACUUUCUUUGAAAGCACCCUUCUCUGCUUCCCAUCCUUUAGUCCUCACCCGAAGACUCUUCCUUCCUUCGGUUUCCGGCAUCUGGGACGCUCUCACCGGCGGCAACAACAACAAUGCCCGCGAAGCCGUUCUCGCAAUUCGACGCGGAAUGCUUCUUUUCCGCCAGGGUGAUGUUUCGGGGUCUCUUGCGGAGUUUGACAAGGCAAUUCAGUUGGACCCUCGUCAAAAGGCGUAUCUUUGGCAAAGGGGCUUAUCACUUUACUACCUUAAUCGAUUUGAAGAGGCAGCUGAGCAGUUUCGGUUAGAUGUUGCCCAAAAUCCAAAUGACACUGAAGAGUCCAUAUGGUGCUUUCUGUGUGAAGCUCAACUGUUUGGAGUGGAUGAAGCAAGGAAGCGAUAUCUUGAGGUUGGCAGAGACCCAAGGCCAGUCAUGCGGGAAGCAUAUAACAUGUUUAAAGAUGGUGGGGAUCCAGAAAAGCUUGUAGCUGCAUUCUCUGGUAGCAGAGAAGGUGAAUAUUUUUAUGCUUCAUUAUAUGCUGGGCUUUAUUACGAAUCUCAGAACGGAACAGAUGCUGCUAAAGUUCAUAUAGUUGCUGCAUGCCAGUCUCCUUAUGGGCAAAGGUCUGAUGAUUAUAUGGCCUCUCUUGCCAAGGUUCACUGUCGCUGUCGAAAUUGGGUCUUCAACUAAAACUUUUUUCAGUGUGUCCAUUGUGCACGACGAAGCUCAUUCAUAAGUUUCUCUAUACACUACUCACAGCUUCUUGUGAGUUACUGUGCUACUGGAACGGUUAAAAGAAUUUAUCAUAUUCCUUUUUUCCUUAACCUUUUCACUUUGAUUUUGUGGUCUAUAUGAAUAUUAGUAGACUGGUAGAAAGUUUUUAAACAUGAGAUUUCUUUUAACAGUGAAAUUAUCUUUUAGGUGAGUAAACUACUAUUUGGUUUCUAAAAACACUUCUAAGAGAAAAAAAAUAGGAAGAAAAAGAUGAAAUGAACAACUUCUCCAUAAGAAAAAUGAGUUUUCCAUUAAUUAAUUUAUAGAAACUCUCAUAUAACUACUCUAAAAGAUGAAAGAACAUCUACAAAAUUAGUUAAUGGUUAGUUAAUGGAGAAACUCUAUUGGCCUUAUGAAAAUGUUCAUUUCAUUUUUUUUCUUAUUUUCUUUUAUUAGAAGUGAUUUUAGAAAAACUUAUUCAAACAAACCCUGAAUCCAUUACUCACGAUCAAUACCUACAACUCUUGUCUUGUAAGGAUUAUAAUGAUUGUUUCCUGUUUAGGUUAGGUGACUUGCAAGUAUUUAGGUAUGGAUUUAUUUUAGUGAGUUAUAUUUAGGUAUGGACGAUGAUGUGCAAUACCACAUAGAUAUCAAUAUUUUA